Dictyostelium discoideum AX4 is the source of this 1053-nucleotide messenger RNA. RefSeq names its product L-serine ammonia-lyase (gene sds). The record is from RefSeq and is a predicted model, not a curated record. The transcript has 3 exons. Lineage: Eukaryota; Evosea; Eumycetozoa; Dictyosteliales; Dictyosteliaceae. The coding region runs from base 1 to 1053 and encodes 350 amino acids. Gene Ontology annotation, molecular function: threonine deaminase activity; L-serine ammonia-lyase activity; pyridoxal phosphate binding. Gene Ontology annotation, biological process: amino acid metabolic process; gluconeogenesis. Gene Ontology annotation, cellular component: cytoplasm.
AUGGGUCUUAAAACAACUAUUUCACCAGAUUCUUCAUUUGAUAAAAUAAUAAAUACCAAAACUUCACCUCCAUUACAUAUAAAUUCUCCAAUGUUGGAAUCAUUGGCUUUAUCAAAAUUAUUUAAAGAAGAAAAUGCAAAAGUAUGGAUGAAAGUAGAUGCACUUCAACCAUCAGGCUCAUUCAAAAUCCGUGGAGUAGGCCUUCUCUGUAAUCAACUUUUAAAAGAAAAAAAAUCAAAAAAUGAAGAAGCUCAUUUUAUUUGUUCAUCAGGAGGUAAUGCAGGUAAAAGUGUUGCAUAUGCAGGUAGAAAAUUAAAUGUAAAGACAACGAUAGUUUUACCAAAUACUAUACCAGAGGCAACAAUUGAAAAGAUUAAAGAUGAAGGAGCAAAUGUAAUUGUACAUGGUACUAUUUGGGAUGAAGCAAAUACAUUUGCAUUGGAAUUGGCAGAGAAAGAAGGUUGUACAGAUUGUUAUAUCCAUCCAUUCGAUCAUCCAUUACUUUGGGAGGGUCAUUCCACAAUGAUUGAUGAAAUCUAUCAAGAUGUUCAAAAUGGUGUUUGUGAAAAACCAGAUGUAAUUUUAUUUUCAGUUGGUGGUGGUGGUAUGAUGAUUGGUAUUUUACAAGGUUUAGAUAGAUAUGGUUGGAAUGAUAUACCAAUUGUUACUGUUGAAACUGUUGGUAGUCAUAGUUUUUGGAAAAGUUUUCAAGAGAAACAAUUGACAAAAUUGGAUGUAUCAGAGGUUACAAGUGUAAUUAAAACCUUAUCAACUCGUUCAGUUUGUAGUGAAGCUUGGGAAAUUUCAAAAAGAUUUAAUAUUAAACCAAUUUUAGUCACUGAUAGAGAUGCUGUAGAUGCUUGUUUAAAAUUUGUUGAUGAUGAAAGAAUCUUAGUAGAACCAUCUUGUGGUGCAACAUUAUCUGUACUCUAUUCAAAAAAAUUAUCAACACUUUUAGAUAUAAAUUCAAAAAAUAUUUUAACAAUCGUUUGUGGUGGAAAUGGAACUAGUAUUUUACAAUUGAAUGAUUUAUUACAAACUUUACCAAAAUAG